AUGGGGAGCAUUAUAUUCUGGGUAAAUACCUCGUCGGAAAUCCCGAAAGAUACGAGCGAAUGGGUAUUCGAUAUCUUACAAGCGACCACGCUUCUUACCACUGCCGCAAACCUAUUUGGCAUCUAUCUAUUUUACUACCACUCCACGAAUGCUAUGCGUGGCUUUGGGACAGUGUUGUCAGCGUAUCAGUGUGCCGCCACCCUCACCGAUCUGAUGGUUGGCUCCGCGUUGGCGCCAUAUCUAAUUUUUCCGUGCCCCGGCGGUCUACCCACCGGCUGGUUGAAGUUUUUUGGGGUCUCCACUUUCGUACAGUUGUUUCUCGGCGCCCUAUGCCUUGCCCAAAUGAUGUCCCUGAUGGUGACGAUGUUCAUCGUCAGACAACAAUACAUCCUGCCGCUUAAUACGUUUUUUAAAUUGACUGAGCGAUCGAAAUACGUUGUCUAUACAAUUUUAAUGGUAUCUCCAACGCUACAUCUGAUCGUGAUCAUGGUUUAUUUUCGUCUUACCGAAGAUUUUGAAGCAGCCAAAGAAAUUUAUCUACAACUCUACCCCAAGUUGAAGCAGUUCAUCAAGGACCCACAUUUCCUGGCCUUUUCCCCAAAAGCCGCCUGGAUCCUGCUGUACAAUAUUGGUGUUUGGGUUUUUCUGGCUAUUUUGGGCAUUGCAGAAGCCUGUGUCACUUGUUUUUACGUCUUGGCAAAGCGAAAACGCAGCAUAAGCCCAAGAACGCUCCGGACUUAUCACCGCAUCAUUUUCAAAAUCUUGAUACAGGUGUCAAUUCCGUUCAUAACCUUACUUAUCCCUAUCCUUGGAGCGAUCUAUGUUUUUAUGACCGAUAACUUUGGAUGGAUUACCCUGAUGCCGUUUGGUGUAGCUUUAUUUGCCCAACAUGCCUUCCUUUCGACACUAAUGUCCAUUUAUUUAUACCGUCCAUAUUAUAGUUUUGUCAUCCGGUUGUGUAAAAGUUUGAUGAGAAGGAUAAUUCCACGGGCGGCGUUGACUGUAUUUAAGAUAAACGAAACGUCGUCGAUACCUCCAGUAAAGGUAGCCCCAGCACGCCGGUUUAGCAUGGCCAUCUCGGCCAGCGUCUCAUAUUCA
Messenger RNA from Mesorhabditis spiculigera, 1098 nucleotides. NCBI's taxonomy places the organism in Eukaryota, Metazoa, Nematoda, Chromadorea, Rhabditida, Rhabditidae. The record is from the annotation of a GenBank genome assembly.